AAAGAACUACAUAAAGUGGCUACAUUAUGGAACCUCCACAACAUUCGACCAUCUAACAAUUCCGAAUCGCCGUCAGGAAGGCCCGACACGAUGUACUUUGUUCCGGAAAUCACUGGAACCCGUGACUACAAAAUAGAUGUAGAUCUGGAUGAUCUUGAGGCGGCAAAGGAAAUGUUCUCGUCAGACAGGCCGCUAAAUGGAUGUUCUCGAGCGUUUAGCGAACUUGCUGUAAUGUUAAUGGAAGAUAAUAGACUGAAUCAUCCGAGUAACGCUGAAGAGGCUACGACACUUUACUUGAACUUGCUACACUUGAUCGACCCAUUGUUAUGA
This is a messenger RNA of Paramuricea clavata, 330 nucleotides long. NCBI's taxonomy places the organism in Eukaryota, Metazoa, Cnidaria, Anthozoa, Malacalcyonacea, Plexauridae. The record is from the annotation of a GenBank genome assembly.